AUGGCAGCCAACGUCACUUUCAAAGGAUACGCCAUCGAAGAUACGAGCAAAUCGUAUGAUUUCAAGUUGAUUGAAUACCAGCCUAAACCGUUGGGGGAUUUCGAUGUCGAUAUCAAGAUCGCGUUCUGCGGUGUAUGUGGGACUGAUAUCCAUACCAUCACUGGUGGAUGGGGAACUCCCCUUCUGCCUGUCGUUCCUGGUCAUGAAAUUGCUGGCCAUGUUGUUUCAGUUGGGCCUCAAGUUAAGACCAUUAAAGUUGGUGACCGCGUUGGUGUAGGCUGCUCCGAUGUUGUCUACACAUACAACUGCAAGUACCCAGAGUGCGGGACCAUUGCCAAAGGAGGUUAUGCAAACGGGAUUCGCGUCAAUGAACGAUUCGUUUUCCCUAUCCCUGACGGCCUUAAGUUGGAGGAAGCUGCACCUAUGUUCUGCGGAGGACUCACAGUCUACUCGCCACUAGUUAGGAACGGAGCUGGUCACUUCGCUCUUCAAUUCGCGAAGGCUCUUGAAUGCGAUGAAGUUAUUGCUUUCUCGCAUUCGAGAAGAAAGGAGGACGAUGCCAAAAAGCUUGGUGCUACCAAAUUUGUUGCUACAGGCGAGACCGGUUUCGAGAUCCCAUACAAGCGCACUCUAGAUAUAAUCAUCGUUACUACCGAUGUCGUUUCUGGAAUCGCUUUGGAUGAAUUAAUGAGCACCCUUGUACCCGGCGGUCGGCUCAUCAUGGUGGCCAUCCCCGACGAUAAACUUCCUGCCAUGUCCAAGGGCACCCUCUUUUCGAGUGGCCUCUACGGUGGUAGCGUGCUCGGCAGCAAGAAAGAGGCUGUUGAGAUGCUGCAGCUCGCUUGCGAUAAAGGGAUUAAACCUUGGAUUGAUGUUAUCCCUAUGUCUGAAGCGGCAAAAGCUGUCCAAGGUGUUAAGAACGGCCUCCCAAGGUACCGUUAUGUGUUGAAGCAAGAUAUUGAUCAAUAG
Molecule: messenger RNA, 969 nt
Organism: Psilocybe cubensis
Lineage: Eukaryota; Fungi; Basidiomycota; Agaricomycetes; Agaricales; Agrocybaceae
Exons: 12
Coding region: 1-969 (322 amino acids)
Biological process (GO): alcohol metabolic process
Molecular function (GO): zinc ion binding; alcohol dehydrogenase (NADP+) activity
Source: RefSeq, a predicted model, not a curated record